Molecule: messenger RNA, 3199 nt
Organism: Paramisgurnus dabryanus
Lineage: Eukaryota; Metazoa; Chordata; Actinopteri; Cypriniformes; Cobitidae
Source: RefSeq, a predicted model, not a curated record
CGUUGCGAGUUUAGCCGGUGAAGAAGGGUAUGUACUCCACGGCACCUCGUGUGUCCACUCCGGCGUGACGUCACAGAGGGACACUCCACGCGACAAGUGUACAGACAAGAUGGCGCUCGCUGUUGUGCCCUACAAGUAACCAGCGCUUGACGGAAAAACAGAUUAACCAUGCCUUGGCAGGACCUGGUUUCAUUGCUUUCGGCCGUCACCAUGGUGAUGUGAGGAGGGCAGUGUCUCACUGUGAUGGACAGGUGUAAGCAUGUGGGUCGCUUAAGGCUCGCGCAGGACCACUCCAUCCUGAACCCGCAGAAAUGGCACUGUGUGGAUUGCAACACCACAGAGUCUGUGUGGGCUUGUCUCAGCUGUUCACAUGUAGCGUGUGGACGGUUCAUAGAGGAGCACGCACUACAGCACUUUAAGGAGCAGCACCACCCUCUGGCUCUGGAGGUAAAUGAAUUGUAUGUGUACUGCUACUUGUGCGACGACUACGUGCUGAACGAUAAUGCAACGGGUGACUUAAAGUUGCUGCGUAGCACGCUUAGUGCCAUUAAAAGCCAGUGCUAUGAAGUAACCACACGCAGUGGCCGUACUCUACGCUCAUCGUCCGCCACGGGAGACCAGCUGUCGCACAGCACGCAAGAGCUUCAGCUGCGUGAUGAGGACCGCAUGUUCACAGCACUUUGGCAUCGCCGACGCGCACUCAUUGGUCGCGUGUUCCGCUUGUGGUUUGUGCAAACUGAACGAGGGAAGAAGCGUUUGGAAGAGGAAAGGCAACAGGAGGAAGAGGAGGAGAGGAAGAGGGAGGCGCGUGAGAGAAGGCGGAAACUCAAACGUCAACUCCGAGAGGAGCUUGAAAGCGCACCUCCCAGGAAAAGCCAUCGAAUUCGGCGGCAGAGCCUUAAGGCUACUUCUGUGGUGUCCACACCAGCAUCGACGAUAAACACCAAAUCCAAGAGCCGAAGAUCUGCUCCUGCUCGAAUCUCCGUCGGUACUUCACGAUCUGCUAAAGAUAGAAAGCCUCAGCGUACAUCAGCAAAAGCCAAAAGACCUAGGCGGCCACCACCAUCUAAAACCGGUGAUUCUCCAAUCAAACGGCGCCCCACCGUCACACCAGGAGUGACGGGUUUGCGCAACCUCGGCAAUACGUGCUACAUGAACUCUAUACUGCAGGUUCUGAGUCACUUACAUGUAUUUCGGGAGUGCUUUUUGAGACUGGACCUGAACCAGGCACUUGAACUGCUAGCCUCUGCCGUGAGCCGCAAGUUAGGACUCUCCUCUCAGCGCGUGACCCAGCCGAAAGGCACCAGCCAGGGGUCAGGACUCAGCGGCGGGGCCUCACGAUCGCGCAACAUGGAGCUCAUCCAACCCAAGGAGCCGAGCUCCAAACACAUCUCGCUUUGUCACGAGUUACACACGCUGUUUCAAGUGAUGUGGUCAGGAAAGUGGGCCCUGGUGUCUCCGUUCGCAAUGCUGCACUCCGUGUGGCAGCUGAUCCCGGCGUUUCGAGGUUACGCGCAGCAGGAUGCACAGGAAUUUCUUUGUGAACUUUUAGAUAAAGUCCAGCAUGAGCUGGAACGGACCAGAACACUAACGCCUGCCACCGUGCCGGCCAAUCAGAGACAGCUUAUUAAACAGGUGCUCAGCGUGGUCAACACCAUCUUUCACGGCCAGCUGCUCAGUCAGGUGAGAUGUUUAGCAUGUGAUUAUCGCUCAAACACAAUAGAGCCAUUCUGGGAUCUUUCUCUGGAGUUUCCAGAGCGUUACCACAGCAACAGUAAGGAUGCCGCACUGGUUCCAUGUGGGUUGACGGAGAUGCUUGCUAAGUUUACAGAGACAGAGGCUUUGGAGGGAGAAAUAUAUGCCUGUGACCACUGCAACAGCAAGCGGCGGCGAUUUUGUUCAAAGCAGGUUGUCUUAACUGAAGCACAGAAACAGCUCAUGGUCCACAAACUGCCUCAGGUUCUCAGACUGCACCUCAAACGCUUCAGGUGGUCUGGGCGAAACCACAGGGAGAAGAUCGGCGUUCACGUUCAGUUCGAGCAGGAGCUAAACAUGGAACCGUACUGUUGCAAGGACUCCAGUAAUUCGCCCCACACUCAACACUUUCUCUACCAGCUCUCUGCUGUGGUGAUGCAUCAUGGGAAGGGAUUUGGCUCUGGCCAUUACACUGCCUUUUGUUAUAAUACAGAAGGAGGGUUUUGGGUCCACUGUAAUGACUCUAAACUGAGCGUGUGUGCCGUGGAGGAAGUGUGUAAGGCCCAGGCCUACAUUCUCUUCUAUACACAGCGAAACUCUCAGGACAAAAACAAAGCCAGUGACCUCUGACCCCUGCUGAGCAGCCCGUCAGCCCCAGAAACUGUAUUUGUUUUGUACAUUCUGUUGAUAUAGAUUUUGAGAUGGUUAGCACAUGUCUCCUUUUCAUUCUAGUGUACAGCGUUGGUAAAGUGUGCUUUUGUCAUACAAACACUCAUGCCUUAAAGUUAUACAACUGACAGAUUUGGGUAGGCAGCGUUUUUUUUUUUUUCGGUCCAAGCCACAAGCAUUAUUGCAUCUCUCCUCUGUGUGUGUGUGUGUGUGUGUGUAAAUACUGAAUGUUGUCCAUGAACCAAACUUGAGAGUUUUAUAUGUGUACAGAGCCUUGAAAUAUCAGUAUGAUCAAUUGAGUCCGAAACAGAUAAGUAGGGAAGCGCAUCUUCAUAUCACGGUAACUACAUUUCGAUUGUCAGAUCUUUGUCUUUUUUUUAGUGCCCUGAAAUGUCAACCCAAUUUUAAAUACGAUUUUUAAAAAUGCAGGAUUUUUUCUGUCAACUUAUUCAAAUGUAGUUUUAUACCUGGUAUUAGGGUACAACCUUUUUCUAUUUUACAGGAAAAUGUCAAAUGUGUUUUCACCAGCAGAAGACAUGAAGUGUACGUUGUAUACUUUCCCCAUUUUAGUGCGUGUGUGAUGUUGUUUAUUUUUGUUUGAGGCAUUUCUGUGACACACACACACCUACUUGCAUCUUACAAAGUUUAAAUUUAUGUUCGUUUGUCUUGUUGUUCCAAUCCAUUUUCUCCACUUUCGAGCACGUAUACACGUACAACUAUGCAAACUGAUACCUCAAUUCAUAGAGAAAUUUACCUCAAUAAAAGAAUAUUUUUGCAUUUUUUUAAACCUAUUGUUGGCUGUCUCUUUAAAGGUGCACUGUGUAACUUUAAGAAG